AUUAUCUUGUCAAAUGUUAUUCUUCAUUGUAGGCAUGAAUCAAAGCUAAUCGAUGAGAUUGUUGAAGUGAUAUGGGCAAAAUUGCGCCCUUCAUUUAUGCUCAACUCGAUGGAGGAUUUUGUAGGAAUUGAAUCCAAGUUCAACAAAUUACGGUUUCUAUUAUGUUCAUCGGUGGAUGAUGUUCGCUUUGUUGGGAUAUGGGGGAUGGGUGGAAUUGGAAAGACAACUCUUGCCAGAGCUCUUUACGGCAAUAUGUCUCAUGAAUAUCAAUUCAGUACCUUUCUCCCCAAUGUUAGAAGUAUUAGUGAUGGGAUGAAUGGUCUAUGUCACUUACAAAAGAAACUCCUCUCGGGGAUAGGGAUGAUAAAGGACGACAUAUGGGACCCUCAUGAAGGAGUCGCACUGAUCAGGAGAUAUUUAUAUCACAAAAAGGUCCUUCUCAUUCUUGAUGAUGUAAACAAUAUGGACCAGUUAGAGUAUCUGGCUGGAAAGCAAGAAUGGUUUUGUCCUGGGAGCAGAAUUGUCAUUACGACUAGAGAUGAGCAUUUGUUAAUCGCACAUGGAGUGCAGAGAAGAUUUAAGGUUGAGGGACUACCUAAUUCUCAAGCACUUAAACUUUUUAGUCUGAAAGCCUUUAAGAAGGAUUAUCCUCCAGAUGAUUACCUUGGUUUGUCAAGACGUGUUGUGCAUUAUGCCAAAGGUCUUCCGCUAGCUGUUAAGGUUUUGGGAUCUUUUCUGCAUGGAAGAAGGCUAAGUGCGUGGAAUAGCACAUUGGGAAAACUGAGUGAAGUUUUCAACUCGGAAAUUUUGGAGAUACUUAAAAUAAGUUAUGACGGUCUACGUGAUAAUGAGAAGAAAAUUUUCCUUGACAUUGCAUGCUUUUUUAAUGGGGAUCACAAAGAUCAAGUAAUAAAGACUCUGGACAAUUGCGGUAAUAGUGCAAGUAUUGGAAUAGAUGUUCUUGUUGAGAGAUCUCUCUUAACUGUUACAUAUAGUCAAAUUUUGAUGCAUGACUUGUUACAAGAAAUGGGUCGGGAACUUGUCUGUCGAGAAUCUCCAGAUGAGCCAGGUGGGCGUAGCAGGUUGUGGCACUGGGAGGACGUUAAUCAUGUCUUGAGCAAAAACACAGGAACAGGAGGAAUAGAAAGCAUACUUGUGAAUCCAGCCAAGUCAAGAAUGGUCAUGCAUGUGAUUCAUGCGAAUGCGAAGUCCUUUUUGAUGAUGAGCAAGCUGAGACUUCUAAUUAUCAAUGAUGUGAACCUCGCAAAUGGGCUUGAAUGUUUUCCUGAUGAUUUACGAGUUAUUGAAUGGAGUGGGUAUCCUCUGAAAUAUUUCCCGUCACACUUCAAUCCAGAGAAGCUAUUAGAACUUAACAUGAGUCACAGCCACAUUGAACAUUUCUGGACGGGAAUAAAGGCUUUAUACAAGUUGAGAAGCAUUAAUCUCUGUCACUCUUUGAGUCUAAUUGACACCCCAGACUUCAGAGGUAUGCCAUAUCUGGAGUGUCUGAUUCUUGAAGGUUGUAUACAGUUAUAUAGGGUUCAUUCCUCGCUUGGAACUCUAGAAAGACUUACUCUAAUAAACUUGAGAAAUUGUACAAACCUUGUACAUUUUCCAAGCAGUGUAUGUGGUUUAAAAUCUCUUAAGGUUCUUGAUGUUUCUGGUUGCUCAAGGCUUCAAAAACUGCCAGACGACUUGGGUUGUGCAGAGUGCUUGGAGGAGCUUGAUGUGAGUGGAACUGCUAUAAGAGAACCACCUCCGUCUAUUGGUCUUUUGAAAAAUCUUAAAGAAUUAUCUUGCCGUGGGUGUAAAGCUGCAUCACCUAAACCUUGGUAUAUGCGUUUACCUUUUGGGUUAUCGCUGGAAAGAAGUCAGGAUCCAUCAUCUAAAUUUUGGAAUAUGAUUCCUUUUCGGCUAUCGCUGGCAAGAACUCCACAUCCCACAUCUUGGGCGCCUCGUUCUUUUGCUAGUUUGCGUUCCUUAGUAAAAUUGGAUCUAACUGACUGCAAUCUUUUCGAAGGAGCAAUCCCCAACGACAUCAGCUGCAUGGCUUCAUUAACGAAAUUAAAUCUAAGCAGAAACCAUUUUGCUAGUCUGCCCAGUAGUAUCUUUUAUCUUUCCAAGCUUGAAGAUCUGAAUUUGGAGUAUUGCGAGAGGCUGCAAACAAUGCCAGCGCUUCCUUCCCAAGUAGAACUGAAUGCUUGUAAUUGUGUUUCAUUGGAAAGAUGGUCGGUUCCAAUAGAACGAUGCAAAUUGCUUUUAUCAGCAAAUUUGACUAAUUGUUUCAAGCUGGGGAAGCAGGGCUGUAGGACUCUGGCGCUUACGCUUUUGAAACGAUAUCUUGAGGGAGUCCCAUAUCUUUACAGAUUAGAAAGUGGGUUGCGUUUUGUUGUCCCUGGAAAUGAAAUUCCAGACUGGUUCACUUACCAAAGUGUGGGAUCUUCAGUUUAUGUAGACGUACAUCCAGGCUUUAGUGGGAUGUACAUGGGAUUUGCAGGCUGUGCUGUUUUUGAAAUCAAAGGGAUGGUCAGAUUCCGAAAAAGAAAACGAGAUGGUCUGGGUACCAGCCGGACAUUGAGCCAAGCUGUGUCGCAUCACCUUUGGUUUGAGUACACACCUCGUCAUAUACAUUAUGAGGAUUGGCCAAGGUGGCAACAUUGUAGGCGGCUAAAAUUUUCAUUUGAGUUUGGUGGUCAAGACAUAGUGAAGAAGUGUGGGGUUCGGAUAGUGUACGAGCCAGAUAUCCAAAGCUUAAAUGAAUCGUUGAAAAAGAGUAACUUUGGCACUUCUCCAGAUUAUGCUUUGAAAUUCCCUGGCAAAGCAGCAGCUGUAUCUGCAGGUAGCAGUACCAAGUAUGGCACCCUUGAACACCAUGAUGAGGCAGCACCGAGUGGAAGUGGUUACCAUGGCUCUAUCACUAUGGAACCUGAUCUGGAAGGAUCAGUUGAGUUCCAUAUUGGUUUUUGAUGUCAUUAUUACUGCCUUACUCUCAUAAUCCCUUCGCCUCCACCAUGCAAUCACCUUUCUAGUUACUAGAAUCAGUGCAGCAGCUGAUGGUACCGUGAUGAUCUCGAAGUCGCAUCUCCACCCUUCUCCUUUCUUUCUAGCUUCUUUAGUUAUGGUACUUCUUUUCUCUGCAAUUUCUUUCUUCUUCUUGUCUCAUAUUCUUCCUCGUUUGCUCGGUCCAGUUCACUUGGUCAGUAGGUGACAAUGAAAUUUAUGGUACCAUUAGGCUUCAUAUUAAGGGUUGAAAUUAAUGAAUAUAAUUUAAGUAUUUUAAUCUCAACCAUUUUUAUUUAAUUCAAAAGUGACCACAAAAUUCCGGUUAUC
Molecule: messenger RNA, 3330 nt
Organism: Rosa rugosa (rugosa rose)
Lineage: Eukaryota; Viridiplantae; Streptophyta; Magnoliopsida; Rosales; Rosaceae
Product: disease resistance protein RUN1-like
Exons: 4
Coding region: 97-2967 (956 amino acids)
Biological process (GO): defense response
Molecular function (GO): protein binding; ADP binding
Source: RefSeq, a predicted model, not a curated record